AUCCGAAUCCGCCACGACAACUCCAAGAUGGGGGCGGACUGGUACCUGGACCAGGUGGAGGUGGUGGACGUGGACACGGAGGAGGUCUACAUGUUCCUCUGUGAGCGCUGGCUGUCCAAGAAAAAGGAGGACAAGCGCAUAGAGCGGACCUUCUUCGUCAAGGGCUACGAGGGCGAGAGAAGCACCGACCCCAACUCCAAGAAGAUCAUGCAGGCCAAGUUGGGUCUGGACCGCAACGCUAACAAGAAAAAGAAGAAGAAGAAGGCUGCCGUAGUGGAGGAGGGGCCAGUCAUCCCCUACCACUUCACCGUUUCCACGGGGAUGGACCGGGACGCCAGCACCACGGCCCGCGUCUAUGUCAUCGUCAUGGGACCCAACGAGGUGGAGACGGAGCGAUUGUGGCUGGACCUGCCAGAGGAGAAGAAGACCUUUGCCUCCGGGACCAUGGAGCACUUCCUGUGCUACGGGACUGACGUGGGAGAGAUAAAGAGGGUUGAGCUGGGUCAUAAUGGGGCCACCCCUGAAAGCUGCUGGUUGGUAGACGAGCUCUCCAUAGCCGUGCCAACCAAAGGCAUCAUGUAUAUGUUCCAGUGUAAGUGCUGGUUGGCCAAAGACCGAGGAGACGGGCUGACCACCAGGCUCUUCAACGUCCUGGACGCCAACAGCAUCAACAUCAUUCGCAAGGUCCUUUACGAGGCAACGGUUGUCACGGGCGACACUCAGAACGCGGGGACCGACACUAACAUCUUUUUGACCGUGUUUGGAGCCAAUGGCACUACCGAAGAGAUGCUGCUGGCCAAGAAUGAGAACAGGUUUGAGAGAGGCCAGGAGGACACAUUCAACGUGGAGGUCGAUGACAUCGCUCCUCUGAAGAAGAUCAGGGUUCGGAUUGACGGUUCGGGGAGUCGACCCGAUUGGUUCCUGGACAGGGUCCUGAUGCGUAACAUGACCACAGGGGAGCAGUAUGAGUUCACCUACGAGAACUGGCUGUCCAAGACCAUGGGACCCAAGAGGGUUAAGGUCUGUGAGCUGGCGGCCGUGGUGGAUGAGGAGGAGAUGGUGGAGAGGACCACCUACAUCAUCCAGGUCCAGACCAGCGACGUCGGAGGCGCGGGCACCGACGCCAACGUGUUCCUGAUCAUGUUUGGGGAGAACGGCGACACGGGUACGCUGGCGCUGAAGGAGAACACCAACAGGAACAAGUUUGAGCGGAAGCAGAAAGACGUGUUCCGCUUCGUCGACAUCCUCAGUCUGGGGGAGCUGUCCAAGGUUCGCGUGUGGCACGACAACAAAGGACCAGCCCCGGGAUGGCAUCUGGAAUUCAUUGACGUGAAGGACGAGGCCAUGGACCAGACGUUCCGCUUCCCCUGCGACCGAUGGCUGGCCAAGAACGAGGAUGAUGGGCAGAUCCUGAGAGAGCUAGCCUGUGCCAACCACGAUAUAUUGGACCUCAAUGACAAGACCAAAUACGUCAUUGCCACGACAACAGCAAACACUGACGAUGCCGACACCAAGGAGAACGUCUGGAUGAUCCUGGAGGGGAAGAAAGCCCGAUCCAAGGAGUUUGUGCUGGAGAACACUUCAAAGAAAAAGCGGUUCUUGUGUGGUGCCACCGACACGUUUGAGUUCUCGUCAAAGAACCUGGGGGAACUGCCUGGCAUCUGUGUGGGCCACAUCACCAAGGACGGCAAGAAGGUGAAGGGUGAGAACUUCUGGCACGUCCUGGAGAUAGUGGUGAUGGAGAAGGAGCUGGGGAACAAGUACUUUUUCCACUGCGAUGCCCGGAUCCCCCUUGCCUCCAAGAAGGACCACUUCCUGACCUUUGAGUGUUCCAAGACCAUUGAGAGCUUCGCCAGCAAGGUCCGCAGCCUGGUCCCUGUAAAGUACGAGAUCAUCAUCAUCACGGGGGACGUGAAAGGGGCCGGCACGGACGCCAACGUUUUCAUCACCUUAUACGGCUCUAACGGCGACUCUGGCAAGCGUCCGUUGACGCAGAAGUUCCGGAACUUGUUUGAACGGGGCCGGACGGACCGCUUCGUGGUGGAGAUGCUGGACCUUGGGGAGCUGAUGAGGGUCAAGGUGGAACACGAUAACUCCAAGAACAGCUCCGGCUGGUACCUGGAGUGUGUGGAGAUCACCAACACGGCCAACUCGGUCACCACAAUCUUCUUAUGUGGAAAGUGGCUGGAUCCUCUGAAAGCUGAUGGGAAAUUCGAAAGAGUGCUCUAUCCCAAGUACUGAGAGACAGUUACUAAAGUGGUAUGUACCAGUGAUCAUUCAGACUUAUUUUGUAAUUGGCAGAAUCCCAGAAGACAUUGUUCUAUUCUCAGGAAUACUUUUGGUACGGAAUGCGAUCUGAAUGUAUGUGACAAUAGUUUUUAUUACGCAAACACAAGUGAAUGAUACAUUAAUUCACUAAAAUAAGAAAUGGAUGCGCUUGUUUAAAUGCAUUCUGUAUCCAGAACAUGU
This is a messenger RNA of Hypomesus transpacificus, 2469 nucleotides long. Its product is annotated as lipoxygenase homology domain-containing protein 1-like. The transcript has 12 exons. Gene Ontology annotation, molecular function: protein binding. NCBI's taxonomy places the organism in Eukaryota, Metazoa, Chordata, Actinopteri, Osmeriformes, Osmeridae. The coding region runs from base 28 to 2241 and encodes 737 amino acids. The record is from RefSeq and is a predicted model, not a curated record.